GGCGACAAGCUUGUCGUGACGGCCGAGGUGCCAGGCAUCAAGAAGGAAGAUCUGCACAUCAGCUUGGACGACAAGACGCGUAAGCUCACCAUCUCCGGCGCCUUCAAGUCCUCGUAUGAUUCGUCUUCGAUGGUCGCUGCACAAGAGCAGCAAGUGCAAAGUCAAGGUCAGCAGACCCCCGUCGCUGACUCUGCGUCAUCGCAAAUCAGUGGGGUCGCAAGCGCAACCACGCGGACCAGCGAUCAUCACGUCCAGAUGCAGCAGUCGCAUCAACCAGGGAAGGGCCCCGUGUCCCGCCCACUCGUCAGCGAACGCACGUUCGGCUCCUUCUCGCGCUCCUGGGUGCUUCCGAAGUCGGUUCAGACGGACGAAGACGCGAACGUGAAGGCUAGCUUCGAGAAUGGCUUGCUCAGGCUGGAGCUCCCCAAGAAGGCAGUAUCUGAUAAGAAGGAGCCGCGCAGUAUCCCCAUUCUUUAA
This is a messenger RNA of Tilletiaria anomala UBC 951, 477 nucleotides long. RefSeq names its product HSP20-like chaperone. The transcript has a single exon. The annotation marks the transcript as partial. Gene Ontology annotation, biological process: protein folding; response to hydrogen peroxide; response to heat. The record is from RefSeq and is a predicted model, not a curated record. NCBI's taxonomy places the organism in Eukaryota, Fungi, Basidiomycota, Exobasidiomycetes, Georgefischeriales, Tilletiariaceae.